AACAAUCAGGAUCACUUUGGCCAGUAUGCUGUACACAACAAUCGGGUCACUGUGGCCAAUAUGCUGUACACAACAAUCGAGUCACUGUGGCCAGUUUGCUAUACACAACAAUCGGGAUCACUGUGGACAGUAUGCUGUCGCAACAAUCGGGAUCACUGUGACCAGUAUACUGUAAACAACAAUCGCGAUCCCUGUGGCCAGUAUUCUGUACACAACAAUCGGGAUCACUGUGGCCAGUAUGCUGUACACAACAAUCGGGAUCACUCUGGCCAGUAUGCCGUUCACAACAAUCAGGAUCACUCUGGCCAGUAUGCGGUACACAACAAUCAGGAUCACUGUGGCCAGUAUGCUGAACACAACAAUCAGGAUCACUGUGGCCAGUAUGCUGUACACAACAAUCGGGAUCACUGUGGCCAGUAUGCUGUACACAACAAUCGGGAUCACUGUGGCCAGUAUGCUGUACACAACAAUCAGGAUCACUGUGGCCAGUAUGCUGUACACAACAAUCGGGAUCACUGUGGCCAGUAGGCUGUACACAACAAUCGGGAUCACUUUGGUCAAUAUGCUGUAAAAAACAAUCGGGAUCACUGUGGCCAGUAUACUGUACACAACAAUCCCGAUCACUGUGGCCAGUAUUC
Molecule: messenger RNA, 638 nt
Organism: Mizuhopecten yessoensis (Yesso scallop)
Lineage: Eukaryota; Metazoa; Mollusca; Bivalvia; Pectinida; Pectinidae
Product: probable serine/threonine-protein kinase fhkB
Exons: 2
Coding region: 61-528 (155 amino acids)
Source: RefSeq, a predicted model, not a curated record